AUGGAUGGGCGUGCCCAGGGUGAGAUCAUGAGAGUUGAUAAAUUCAACAUGGCCCAACAGCGUAUCAUACCCAAAUCUCCACUCACUGAAAUCACUGUUUACAUCUCCCAGUUACCAAGGAUGGUCCCCGCAAAGAGAACGUUCUCAACCGAUGCAGCUAAACCACGAAGGAAUGAAGAUGUUGAUAAAAGAAGACAGGCAGAUCGUAUGAGAGAGCUUCUAGAUCGGGCGGAUUCAAGCGACAAGCCCUACGAUGAAGUAAUCCGCUCGUUACAAGAAGAGAAUAGUUCGCUACGAAAGAGUCUCAUCGAGGUCCAAACAAAAGUAGCUCGACUGAUAGCGACAAUGCAGAAUUUGUCUGGAACAGUCACCAAAGCUCUUGACGACUCGGACUUAGGUGAAGCUGCACAUGAUUCAAACGAGUUGAUUGACGAUUGCAUAUCACCGAACGUCAGACGCGAUCUGCCAAUCUCGAAGAUCGAUAGUGCUCCAGACGAUCUAGACUUUCUGAAUGUUGGAAAAAUCAAUAGUGUUUUCGAAGAUAUAGCAACCGACACAGACUCUGCUUCACUCGCGGUGAUGCGCGAAUCAAGCCCCAGUGCAAGCCUUGAGACCACCUUCAACUUAUUAGCUCAACAGAUCCCCAGCAUUUGGUCUUUCGAGUAUCAAAUGGGCCUUGAUUCAUAUAAUAGCGCCCUUACAAGCAGCGAAGAGUCCAGUUUGACACUGGGAAAGGCAUGGACGGAGUCGAAUUCCCCAUUUUCAGAUCAUAUCCAUGUUCUUCAACGCCUCAUGAAAAGCAAAAUACAUCUCAAGAUGAGAUUAGCCGGCCAGACUAGCAAUUUAUUCUAUCAAGAGGUCCUGAUGGUACUCGCCCUCUUCAACAGUAUGACCCGGCCAGACGUCAUGCGAUGGUACGCAAAGACACGAUUCUAUCACAUUGUCAACCUCACGGCCUGGCAAAUCAUGCCCUGUACACGGACAUUCAACGCUAUCCAUCCGCAAUACAAGCCAACCUCCCUACAACUGCAAACUGCCUACCCCAAAGUCAUAGACUGGAUACCAUUUCCAUCAAUUCGCGAUCGCCUAAUCCAGUUACACGCGGCGAAUCCAAAGAUCGAUCAAAUAUUCUGCGACACUGUUAGCAGCUACGUUGUCGAGACCUGGAUGUCGGAUCUCAUCGAGGGAGCUCCAAUGACAAAGGCCUAUGUUCGCGUUACCGACCUUAUACCGAAUAUUGAUUCCUCCAUGACAACUGACGCAGAGACCUUCCCACUUGGUGUCAGUCUCCCAGCCCCUGAUGUAGCCACGCUCUUCUCGUCUUCAGAGUACUGCCGAGCGGUGUUUGAUCACUUGAAAAUGGACCGUGAUGUGUCCAAUUACAAACUCGACCCGGCUUUCUUUGCGAACUACCCAGAACUGUAUGAUCACGGUUCUGAUAUUGCUGCUGAGGGGAUUCCGCUUCGACCUGAAGUUCAGACACGGUUGACUUGGCCAAAGCCUCUUGAGUCUCAGACAUUUCAGACAUACCGAUACUUUAUUGACUUUGCUUACGAUUGGCCACUAUGUGUGCCAGGUGUAGCAGGUUGA
Penicillium daleae is the source of this 1590-nucleotide messenger RNA. RefSeq lists its product as uncharacterized. Lineage: Eukaryota; Fungi; Ascomycota; Eurotiomycetes; Eurotiales; Aspergillaceae. Bases 1 to 1590 code for a protein of 529 amino acids. The record is from RefSeq and is a predicted model, not a curated record. The transcript is spliced from 3 exons.